UAACGAGCCCAAAGUUCCCAGGGACACGACCGUAUAUCGGUAAUGAUUCAGAGGCACGCACAACGGACGGUGUUUAUUGUCGGAAUUUUGACCUAAAUUUCCCCAUCGAGUCUUGUGCCGGAUGUUUUUCGAUUGAGUUUAAGAAUAAAGAGGAGUAUCAAAGUACAUGUUGCAGUCGUAUGUGGCUUCCGUGAGCCGUAAAGAGAGGAAAUAAUGCCAGACGUAAAAACACCGAGUGGUCCGGAGAACAUGGACUCGGACCCGAACUCAGACGGGUUGAAGCACCGAGCACACGCGAAUUCCACGGACGCUGAUGAAGCGAGUAAAGACAGUGAAAAUGCCGGGGCUACGGGGGGAACAGCCACAGAUUCCGCAGAGAAGGACGGGGCAGGAUCACAGGAAAGCCUCUUCGAAUGUAACAUUUGCCUGGACACGGCAAGGGACGCGGUGGUCAGCCGGUGUGGUCAUUUAUUUUGCUGGCCAUGUCUGUAUCAAUGGUUAGAAACAAGACCCAAUCGGCAAACGUGUCCUGUAUGUAAAGCCGGGAUCAGUAAAGAAAGCGUCACGCCACUCUACGGUAGAGGCAGCACAAAACAGCAAGAUCCUAGAGAUAAAAUUCCCCAGAGACCACCUGGAGAAAGACCAGAGCCGGAAACACAAGGACCAUUCCAAGGCUUUGGGUUUGGAGACGGUGGAUUUCAGAUGUCAUUCGGCAUUGGAGCAUUCCCUUUUGGCUUUUUUGCAUCCACAUUCAACCUCGGGGAAGGUGGAAGAUUUAUGGGGCAUCCACAUCGUCCACAAGUCCCACCCAAUCCUGAUGAGCAAUUUCUCUCCAAAGUAUUUCUUUGGGUGGCCGUUCUCUUCGUCAUAUGGCUUCUAAUCGCUUGAAAUAUCCAAACCAUUUCAUUGUAUAGACACCAACCUUCUAUUUAACUUGAAUUGGAGGAUCCUGCAGUUUUAUGUAUUAAGCCAAAAUCAAUGUGUAACCACAGCAUGAAGUGCACAGUCAAAUGUGUAACCUUUAUUUAAAUUCUUUCAAUGAAUUUUGGGGCCUGUGGGCCUAUUCCUCAAAAGAGAAGCUGUGAUAGGCGUUGAGUUGAGUACAUGGAUUCAUUCACUUUUAUUUUAGAAAACAAAGUCAACUCACCGAUAGGCUGCAAAUAUACAGAUAUUUUCAUUUGAUUAAUCAUUCUCUUUAAUUUUGGCAAUUGUUUCAACACGGUUUCACUUUUGAUUGGACACAAUA
Messenger RNA from Patiria miniata (bat star), 1246 nucleotides. Its product is annotated as E3 ubiquitin-protein ligase RNF185-like. Gene Ontology annotation, biological process: ubiquitin-dependent protein catabolic process. The record is from RefSeq and is a predicted model, not a curated record. Gene Ontology annotation, cellular component: endoplasmic reticulum. Gene Ontology annotation, molecular function: ubiquitin protein ligase activity; ubiquitin-like protein conjugating enzyme binding; metal ion binding. The transcript has 5 exons. Bases 214 to 888 code for a protein of 224 amino acids. Lineage: Eukaryota; Metazoa; Echinodermata; Asteroidea; Valvatida; Asterinidae.